This is a messenger RNA of Siniperca chuatsi (mandarin fish), 3184 nucleotides long. It is a transcript of the gene tap1, whose product is annotated as transporter 1, ATP-binding cassette, sub-family B (MDR/TAP). Gene Ontology annotation, biological process: transmembrane transport. Gene Ontology annotation, cellular component: membrane. Gene Ontology annotation, molecular function: ATP binding; ATP hydrolysis activity; ABC-type oligopeptide transporter activity. The record is from RefSeq and is a predicted model, not a curated record. Bases 199 to 2424 code for a protein of 741 amino acids. The transcript is spliced from 13 exons. Lineage: Eukaryota; Metazoa; Chordata; Actinopteri; Centrarchiformes; Sinipercidae.
CUUUUUAAAAACGCAGAUUCAGUGAUUAGCAUUCAGCCCGUUUGACCGGUCAGACCCUUAAACCAAACUAAAAACACUGUUCAUCCAUUUUUUGACGGUAGACCACAGAGCCAUGUGUCUAAAUCCAGAUGUUUUGUAGCUUAUGUAGAAGUAGUAGGCGCUGCAGGCCUGACAUUCAUCGACAAGAGCCUGAGCAUUAUGCAGAAAAUGAGCUACUUCUUCCCUCUGCUCUUCGUGUGCCUGGAUGUGUGUGUGGUGCACGCCAUCCGCUUGGCCCAGCUCUCACCUCUCCUCCUCUCCCAUCCGUUCAUCACCAUGUGGGGAGGAGGGUUGACCAGGGCUGGCCUCCUCGCCCUCUUCACCCUCACCUAUCCUGAAAGCCUGCCGUGGAUGAGCAGCUUCAAGGGGCUACAGAGCUUAGGGGUCCUUUGCUUCCACUUCCCGGUGUACACCAGUCUUCUCUGGGUGCUAGGGCAGUCCACCAUGGAGGAACUGUGGGGGUGGCACUCAUGGGAAAGGGUGUUACAGGGUUAUGUUGUGACAGUAGUGGCGUGGCUCUACUGGAGUCGAUAUGCGUCAUCUCUUUUGCUCUCCGGGGGUCGAUACAUCUCCUCUCUGUUCACAAGGGCUCCCUCUGAGAAGGCCAAAGAGGACACCAGUGCCUCUCUGAAGAGACUGAUGGGAUACAUGCAGCCCUAUCUCGGGCGCUUUGUUGCUGUGCUGUUUCUCGUGGUUCUCUCUUCUUAUGGUGAGAUGGCUAUUCCUCAGUACACUGGUCGUGUGGCUGACUGGAUCAUCAAUGAAGAAGCACCUGAUGCAUUUACAGAGGCCAUCACAAUCAUGACGCUAAUGACUAUUGCCAGUGCUGUGCUUGAGUUUAUAUGUGACCUCAUGUACAACGUCACCAUGAGCCGCAUACACACCUCAGUGCAGGGAUUCGUCUUCCAGGCUGUGCUGAAACAGGAGAUUGCUUUCUUCGAGGCCACUUCGACAGGUGAACUGGUGUCCCGCAUUACCACGGAUACCAACGAUAUGAGCGAGGCACUGAGUGAGAAACUAAGUCUUGUGAUGUGGUACACAGCACGUUUUGGCUUCCUCUUUUUCUUCAUGGUGAGCCAGUCAUGGAAAAUGUCCCUGCUCACUUGCAUGGGACUGCCCAUCAUCUGGGUCAUACCCGAGCUCACUGGACACUUCCACCAGACUAUUGCUGCAAAGGUUCAGGAGUCACUGGCUAAGGCCAACCAGGUGGCCACAGAGACCUUCUCCUGCAUGAAGACAGUGAGGAGUUUUGCCAACGAGGAUGGUGAGACAGAGAGGUACAGACAGCGGCUGGAGGAUACAUACGCCCUUAAUAAAAAGGAAGCAGCAGCCUAUGCAGCCUCUACCUGGGCUAACAGCAUGACCACUUUGGCCCUGAAGGUGUUUAUUCUGUACUAUGGAGGGACUCUUGUUACCAGGGGGGCCGUUAGCAGUGGAGACCUGGUGUCAUUCGUCCUCUAUGAGCUACAGUUUGCCUCUGCUGUUGAGGCUGUCAUGCGUUAUUACCCAGAGGUGAAGAAGGCAAUUGGUGCCUCUGAGAAGAUCUUUGAAUAUAUGGAUCGCAAACCUGAAGUACCCCCAGAGGGCAAUUUGGCCCCCAAAAAUCUUGAGGGACACAUUCAAUUCAAAAAAGUUACAUUUUCCUAUUCUGGCAGGACAGAUGAAAACAAUCUUGUGCUCAAGGACGUAUCUCUGGAGCUAAAGGCAGGCCAAAUCACUGCCCUAGUGGGGCUUAACAGAUCAGGGAAGUCCACCUGUGUCAAGCUGCUGGAGAGAUUUUACCAGCCCCAAGCAGGGGAGAUCCUACUGGAUGGGAAACCACUGCUAAACUACCAAGACAAGUAUCUACAUGACAAGAUUGCUGUGGUGAGCCAAGAUUGUAUGCUGUUUGCUCGCUCAGUGCGAGAGAACAUCAAGUAUGGCUAUGAGAGUGCCUCUGAUGAGGAGAUGUACAGGGCUGCCAAGCUGGCUAGUGCCCACGAGUUCAUCAUGGAACUGUCAAAUGGAUACGACACAGAUGCCGGGGAGAAGGGAGGCCAGGUGUCUGGAGGCCAGAAGCAGCGCAUUGCCAUUGCCAGAGCUUUAAUCAGACGUCCUAAAAUCCUGAUACUGGACAACGCCACCAGUGAUUUGGACACAGAGAAUGAAUACCAGGUCCACCAAGCUUUGUUAAACCAAACCAACAACUGCUCCGUGCUACUGAUAUCGAACAAGAUGAGUGUUGUAGAGAAGGCCAAUCAUAUAAUUGUCCUCAAUGACGGGAUGGUAAAGGAGGAGGGCGGUCAUGAUGAGCUGCUGAAGAAAGGCGGCCUUUAUGCUGAACUGGUGAGAAAGCAGAAUAUGGGCUUUCACCGUCAAGAAGAGGAGAGGAAUGAUACACACUGAUACGUGUGGCUGUUGGUUGGACUUAAAGGGUCAAAACUCCAGCUAUACUAUACCAUAAAUAACAACUUCAUUGUGAGACCACACUUCAUACUACAAGUCUUUUUGCCUAUUGAGACUAAUCUUCUCUGUGCACAUUGGAAGUAGGUGAAAUUGUAAUUGAAUCCCUUUUCUUAAAGUCUAGACUGUCAGGAAAAUAUAGGUACCCUUCAAUCAGCAGCCCCUGAGUUAGGCAUCUGAACCCCAACUGCCCCAGGAAGAUUGGUCCUACUUGGACUGGGCGAUAUGGAUAAAAUCCUCUAUCAUGGUACAUUUAAAUUUAUAUUGCAAUAUCAAUGUUUAUCAUAAUAUAGUACAUUUUCUGGAAAAUGACCACAUUUGAAAAAUGACAUAUCAUCACAUUGAUGUAAAAGAUCAUCAAAAAUCAAAUCCUGCUGAUUGAUUUGCAACAUUGGCCACAAUGGUCUAAUACAAAUGCUAAUAUAAAUUUGAAUUGCCCCAUGGUAUUUAUCAUUAUAUCGUCCAACUGGGCAGCCCAAUGGGUGUGAAUGGGAAUCAACUUGAAGAGAGUUUAUGAUGAUUACACACAAUUGCUUCAUACACUUUGCAAAUGUAGAUGUAGAAGACAUCGAUCAGCUAGAUUUUAGGUUUUCCAUAUUGCAAUAUUUAAGACUAGGUGUUCCUAACAUUCUGGUUGUAUAUAUUUUUCACAGUUGUUGUUGUUUUUAGUUUUUAUUGUCUUUCAUUAAACUUUUUUUCUGUA